AUGAAUGAAUAUAAAUAUAUAGAUAAUAAUAAUAAUAAUAAAAUACAAAUAGUGAAAUUUUUUUUAAAUUUUGGUGAUAGUACGAAUGUUGAAAAUAAAAAUUAUCCACCAACUGCUCAAGUAGCUUCGCAAUCUGCUGUUUAUUUAGCAAAAGAAUUUAAUAAUCUUGAAAAGUUAAAUCCAAAUCCACCAAAACCAUUUGCUUUUAAAUUUUUAGGUUUAUUAGCUUAUACUGGUAAAAAAAGUGGUAUUUUACAAACUGAUUUCUUUGAUUUAAGUGGUUUUAUUGGUUUUAUUACUUGGAGGAGUGCAUAUUUAACUAGACUAGGUUCUUUACUUUCAAAAAUACAAGUACCUUUUGACUGGAUGCGUACUUUAAUAUUUGUUGUAUUUUUAAUUAUUACUAACUAA
Molecule: messenger RNA, 411 nt
Organism: Dictyostelium discoideum AX4
Lineage: Eukaryota; Evosea; Eumycetozoa; Dictyosteliales; Dictyosteliaceae
Exons: 4
Coding region: 1-411 (136 amino acids)
Source: RefSeq, a predicted model, not a curated record